This is a messenger RNA of Thalassophryne amazonica, 907 nucleotides long. RefSeq names its product ER membrane protein complex subunit 9 (gene emc9). The coding region runs from base 143 to 760 and encodes 205 amino acids. Gene Ontology annotation, cellular component: EMC complex. The transcript has 6 exons. NCBI's taxonomy places the organism in Eukaryota, Metazoa, Chordata, Actinopteri, Batrachoidiformes, Batrachoididae. The record is from RefSeq and is a predicted model, not a curated record.
GGAAGCGGUUGUUAGCUGACAGGUGGAACCGAACGCCUUGACUUUUCAGUCGUUUUCAUGAGUUGUUUUAUUUCUAAUCAGUCUAAACGCCUUCUGGAGGAGACUGUUUUCCGUUUGAUCAUUAUACUCUUCUUUAGCGGUCAUGGGGGAGGUGGAACUGUCCUGUCGUGCUUACGUGAAGAUGUACCUGCACUCGUGUCUGUUUCCACGCUGCAGCAUUAAUGGGUUGCUGUUGUCCUCCAGCUCAACAGGCGGUGCCGUUUGCGUUACAGAUUGUAUACCUCUGCUGCACUCUCACCUGUCUCUGGCUCCCAUCACUCAGUUGGCCCUCACACAGGUGGAUGUCUGGUGUUCACAGACUCAGCAGACGAUUGUGGGAUACUACCAAGCCAAUGCCUGUGCAGGAGAUAGUAGCCCAACAACGUGCGCACUGAAGAUAGCCGAUAAGAUUGCUGAGCAAUUUGACAGUGCAGUGUUGUUAAUGCUUGACGGUAGCAAGAUGUCUCCAGACUAUCGGGUUCCUCCUAUUGUGAUAUACGAGCGUAAAGACUCAAGGUGGACGCUCAAAGACAAACACACGAUAAUGCUGAGACAGUGGGAGGAGACUCGAGAGAUAGCCAAUCAGAUGCUCGAGUCUGGCGAUCAGUUACUAUUAGUGGAUUUUGACAGCCACUUGGAUGAUAUCACAAAGGACUGGACCAAUCAGAAACUUAAUACCAAGAUAGCGGAGCUCGCCUCACCAGCAAAUGGAAGCAUCUAGACUGAAGAGUCGAACACAGAUCUUUGUUUUCCCUCUUUGACCCACAUCGUUAUCAUGUACACAACCGAUACAAUGUUUUAGGAAUACAUUUAUUUUUAAUGCAUUUUCUUGAAUAAACAGAAUAAAAGAACCAUAAAUAAGAAAAUA